Molecule: messenger RNA, 2123 nt
Organism: Sardina pilchardus (European sardine)
Lineage: Eukaryota; Metazoa; Chordata; Actinopteri; Clupeiformes; Clupeidae
Gene: usp12a
Product: ubiquitin specific peptidase 12a
Exons: 9
Coding region: 69-1244 (391 amino acids)
Biological process (GO): protein deubiquitination
Cellular component (GO): nucleus; cytosol
Molecular function (GO): cysteine-type deubiquitinase activity
Source: RefSeq, a predicted model, not a curated record
AUCUGUCCUCACGAGGGAGUCCUUUCUCGCCUCCGCGCGGUGAUUGGGUGGAAGAUGGCGCUGGGCGAAUGGAAAUCCUAAUGACAGUUUCCAAAUUUGCCUCUUUUUGUACCAUGGGCGCCAAUGCCUCCGCCUUGGAAAAAGAGAUUGGCUCUGAACAAUUCCCUGUCAACGAGCACUACUUUGGUUUGGUUAACUUUGGGAACACCUGCUACUGCAACUCGGUGCUGCAGGCUCUGUACUUCUGCAGGCCAUUCCGGGAAAAGAUUCUGGCCUACCGCAGCCAGCCCAGACGCAAGGAAAACCUGCUCACCUGUCUGGCCGACCUGUUCCACAGCAUCGCCAAUCAGAAGAGGAAAGUGGGUGUCAUCCCCCCUAAGAAGUUCAUUACGCGACUACGCAAAGAGAACGAACUGUUUGAUAAUUACAUGCAACAGGAUGCUCACGAGUUCCUCAACUACCUGCUGAACACCAUCGCCGACCUGCUGCAGGAGGAGCGGAAGCAGGACAAGCAGAACGGCCGCCUGGCCAAUGGCACGCUGGACUCCCAGAACAACAACAGUAGCAGCAGCGGGAGCAGCAGCGGCAGCAGUGCCGGCGGCGGCGGCAGCAGCCAGAACAACCCGCCGCCCGCCUCCACCUGGGUCCAUGAGAUCUUCCAGGGCACACUGACCAACGAGACGCGCUGCCUCACCUGCGAGACGAUAAGCAGCAAAGAUGAGGACUUCUUGGACUUAUCAGUCGACGUCGAGCAGAACACGUCAAUCACUCACUGUCUAAGGGGUUUCAGCAACACUGAGACUCUGUGCAGUGAAUACAAAUACUACUGCGAGGAAUGUAGAAGCAAACAGGAGGCCCACAAAAGGAUGCGGGUGAAGAAGCUGCCCAUGAUCCUGGCGCUGCACCUCAAGCGCUUCAAGUACAUGGAACAGCUGCAGCGCUACACCAAGCUGUCCUACCGUGUGGUCUUCCCCCUCGAGCUCCGCCUCUUCAACACGUCCGGCGACGCCACCAACCCGGAGCGCCUCUACGACCUGGUCGCAGUGGUGGUGCAUUGUGGGAGUGGUCCAAACCGAGGACACUACAUUGCUAUCGUGAAGAGCCACGACUUCUGGCUACUGUUUGAUGAUGACAUUGUAGAGAAAAUUGAUGCCCAGGCUAUCGAGGAGUUCUACGGUCUCACUUCAGAAAUUUCCAAGAAUUCAGAAUCUGGCUACAUCCUGUUCUACCAAUCCAGAGACUGAGCAUGUAGUUUUAUUUAAGGUGGGGGUCGAGGGGUGGGGGUGCUGAAUGCCCCAAGGUAGAAGACCUGCAGUUAAAAAAAAAGAAAAGAUAAAUAGGUCCUGUCUGCGUCCACACAUUCUGCAGUGCCCCAUAUGGGAAGACGGACAUGGGCAUCAGUUCUGCCAACACACUCUCGACUGUCCACUCUUCUGGCGUGGGGGCCCAGGUUGGAGGCCCUGAUGCAUUCCCCCCCAGAAGAGGUUUGCGCGCAAACUUUCCUUUUUGACAGCGGGUGUUUCGGGAGGUGAUAUGUACAGGGUUGUUGUGUGAAUGUCGAAAACCAGGAGGGUUGUAUGUAUAUUGUACGGACGUUUCAUCUCUCGAUACGUUUUUUUUCCCCUACCCACUUUUUCGUCUGUCAAUUUGUUGGUUUGUUUGUUUUCUUGAGGAAAAAAAAAAAGAGUCCUGUACGUGUCAUGAUCUUUUAGGUUCUAUAUGAUGAUGAUGCCAGGUGUCUGCACUCUUCUCCUCAUGCUGCAAAUCAAGAUGGCGCCUGUGGCCUUUCUGAGACCUGUGGCCUGUGCAUGUGGGGGGGUGGGGGGCUUCUCCUCAGGAGAUGAGGGGUUACGUUGGGGUCUGGAUGGGCCCCAUGUCUUUUGGGGUAUGUAUUUCUACAUUGUACAGAGUGGUAUUUGUAUAAAUAUUAUUGUAAGAAUUAUGCUACGAAACUGACCUAGAAAGGGAAUGGUUUAGUGCGGGAGAGGUUAUAACACUAUGGUGCACUUUUGAUACAGUUUUGUAGGUGUUGGCAGGUAAAUGUGCGGGUUUGCUUGAGAUGGCCUGUUGUGAAAUAAUCAUUUUCUGUUUUAAAGAAAAAGAAAUAAAAAUGUAUAGAUGAA